AUGGUGGACGCCGAGGCUCCCUUUCUCGAGGCCAGGGAGGAGCCGCUGGCCGGCGUCUCCGACUACCGCGGCCGCCCCGUCUACCACGCCACCUCCGGCGGGUGGCGCUCCGCCAUCUUCGUCGCCGUGGUGGAGGGCGCCGGCAGCUUCGCCUACUACGGCGUGUCGGCUAACCUGAUCACGUACUUGACGGGGCCGCUCGGCCACUCCAACGCUGCGGCGGCUGCGGCUGUGAACAUCUGGACGGGGACGGCCAGGCUCUUGCCGCUGUUGGGCGCCUUUGUCGCUGACUCCUGGCUAGGCCGCUACUGGUCCAUCAUCCUCGCCUGCACCCUCUACGUCCUGGGUUACGGCAUGAUCACUCUAGCAUCCACGCUCCUUGCUCAUCAAUCGUCACCAACCCUCGACAACGACUCCCCUUCACGUCCUUUGUCGUUGCAGGUGGCCUUCUUCUACGCCUCCCUCUAUCUCAUCGCCUUCGCACAGGGUGCUGACAAGCCUUGUGGCCUUUCCUUUACUGCCGAUCAAUUUGAUCCUGACCACCCUAGCGAAUGCGCAGCCCGCAGCUCCUUCUUCAAUUGGUGGCACUUUUCCAUAGCCGUUGGUAUAGGUCUCGCCAUUAAUAUCGUAAGCUACAUCCAAGAGAAUUUUGGUUGGGGAACUGGUUUUGGAAUGCUAUGCACCGUAAUGAUUUGCGCCUUCGUCGAGUUCUUCUAUGACCAGAUGCCUAAAGAGCUUCGUAGCCUUGGGAUAGCGCUCUACUGCAGUGUGAUUGGCGUCGGUGGCUUCAUAAGUGGCGCUCUCAUUUCACUCAUUGACCGCAUCACCCGUAGCGGUGGUGGCGACAGCUGGUUUUGUGAUAACCUCAAUCGCGCCCACCUCGACUACUUCUACUGGGUUCUCGCCGGCCUCAGCGCCACCGAGCUUGUGCUCUACAUCUAUUUCGCCAGAUCCUACGUCUACAAAGACAAAAGAGACCGUGCAGAGUGACAACCUGGAAUUAGCAGUGGAUGUAUUUAUGCAUCGAUUAUUCGAUGUAGUGGAUGAUCAGCAAACAUUUUUGUUACUCCACUGGAUUGUGGUCACUUAUGUGGUAGUAUUUGAAGAGUAUGUAUCUUUGGUUGGUUUAUGAUACUUCCUCCGUCCGAAAAUACUUGUCGGGGAAAUGAAUGAAUCUAGACGUAUUUUAAUUAUAGAUACAU
Triticum dicoccoides is the source of this 1202-nucleotide messenger RNA. RefSeq names its product protein NRT1/ PTR FAMILY 5.10-like. The transcript is spliced from 4 exons. Gene Ontology annotation, biological process: transmembrane transport. Gene Ontology annotation, molecular function: transmembrane transporter activity. The coding region runs from base 1 to 990 and encodes 329 amino acids. Gene Ontology annotation, cellular component: membrane. NCBI's taxonomy places the organism in Eukaryota, Viridiplantae, Streptophyta, Magnoliopsida, Poales, Poaceae. The record is from RefSeq and is a predicted model, not a curated record.